Molecule: messenger RNA, 1640 nt
Organism: Pelodiscus sinensis (Chinese soft-shelled turtle)
Lineage: Eukaryota; Metazoa; Chordata; Testudines; Trionychidae
Gene: ANKRD33
Product: ankyrin repeat domain 33
Molecular function (GO): protein binding
Source: RefSeq, a predicted model, not a curated record
UAAGCCCUGGGGAGGAGAAAAGAGUUUCCCCUGGGCUUGGCUGAGAGGCAAACACCAGCUCAGCCUUUCCAGGGAUUUUUGAAGCUUCGCUGGACCGGAGCAGAACUUUCCUCCAGCCUGCAAGGACCCGCGUCAUGUGCAUCGGAGGAGAGGCAGGAGACCUCUAACCAUUAGAGUCAUCGCCCCGGGUGACGAGCACCUAACGGGCCGGGCGCCCCUUCUCAGGCAGGAAGAAGGCUCCUGGACCAGGGUGGGCACGUGGUGCCACGCCAGGCCCUGCUGCCUCUGAAUGGGCCGCUUGACAGAUGACAGCAGUGGAGGAGAGCGUGCUGCAGACCUGGAAGUCCAGCCCGGAUGCUUCGGACCCAGACCUGCACUACGAGGAGGAGGAAGAGGAGGAGGCGGAGCUCUCUGACACCAGCAGCAUCCUCUCCGAUGACUCUGUCUACCCCUGCUACGAGCCCGCCCCGGCCACGGAUGGUGGGCAGGAGCUCACCUUCUACCAGAGCUGUGCCAGGAACAAGGCCAAGCUGCUGCAGGAGGUGCUGGCAUGCGGGGUGAGCCCGGAGCAGGUCAUGGAAUUGGAUAUCAACGGAAGGAAUGGGCUCAUGGUGGCCUGCUUCAAGGGCUUCGUGGACAUUGUGACCCUGCUGAGCAAAUGCCCAUACCUAGACAUCAACCACCAGGAUAACGAUGGGAACACGGCACUCAUGAUUGCUGCUCAAGCAGGACACAUCACGAUCGUUAACUAUCUCCUGAACUACUACCCCCUGCUGGAGAUCGAGAAGAGGGAUGUGCGGGGCCUGACGGCGCUGAUGAAGGCGGCAGUGCAGGGGCGGAAGGAGUGCGUCACUGCACUGCUCAUGGCAGGAGCUGACCUGGCGGCGGUGGAUCCUGUCCGGCAGAAGACAGCCCGGGAGUGGGCAGGUCUGACCGGGCGCUUUGAGACCAUCGUGCAGAUCCGGAGCAUCCUGCAGCGCCCCCGAGCUGAGCAGUUCAGUGACCGGUACCGGCCCGAGUGGCCGGCACUGCCCGAGCUGGUGGCCAAGGCGCUGGCCAGUAAAUCCAGAUGCGAGAGGCUGAUGGAAAAGAUUUGCUCUGCCUUCAGCCUCAAUUUCCCACACGAUCCCGAGGCCGACGGGGUGAUGGACCACAUGGUGCGGAUGACCACGUGCCUGGCCAGCCCCUUUGUGACCACUGCCUGCCAAACCAUCUGCCCCGGGAGCCCGCCGGAGGUGGGCAAGCAGAGGCUAUCAGUGCCGGAGAUCCUCAAGGAGUACAGGCCAGAUCCUGAGACCAAGUCCGAGCCCGGCUCGUCCUCCUGCAACAGCCAGGCUGCAUCGGAGUCCCGCGUCCUGGUGCCGUACCAGAGCACCACCGGCCUUCUGAGCUUCUUCCCCCUGCGGCUGCUGCGCAGGAACAGCGUCUUCCCCGGGGGGCAGGUCCCCAAAAUCAAGCUGGUCAAGGCCUCCUCCCCGCCGGCCUGCAGGAAGGAGAAGCUGCGGCGGUCGAGGAAGAACAAGAACCUGCUGGAGCCACCCAAGUGGAAGUACAAGGAGCUGAAGGAGGAGAAGAAGAAAGCGGUGGAGGAGAAGCAGAAGGAGACGAACACAAAGAAGAGCAAAGGGAAGACGUCGUAG